AUGACACUGCCGCGUGACAACUCCGAUACACAUAUAGCAUCCAUGGACGCUUCCAUUGACGCAUCCAUGGACGCAUCCAUGGCAUUACCAAUACCACCAACCACCACAUCAACCGCAUCUUCAACACGAGCGUCAACCAACAACUCCCCAUCUCUACCAGUGGCAAGGAGCCCCAUACCCACAAAACUUAUCAAUGUCCACACACUCAACCAGUCUUCAACCUUAUCUUCACCAACAUUACCAUCAUCCUUAUCACCAACAUCGCCACAUUUCCCUACAGCCAAGACAACAGGAGCAACAACAAAAUCUAAAGCAGGAACAGGCGCAGGAGCAGGUACGGGAACAGGUACCGGAGCAGGCAUGGACCCAGCAUCAUCAUCUUUGAUGAGUGGUCAUGUGACACCGCAACUAGAAUCCAAGCCACCUUCGCCCUCACAGCACCACCAACCAUCUCUAGAUCAACUAGUUAACGAUUGCUUCCUCCACUCAAUGAACAUGACUGAUCAAAUAGUGGUGGAUAAAGCAAAUGCAGAUACCGCUGAAGAAACUAUUGAGUCUCGAAUAGCCAUGUGCAAAAAGUUUCACGACUUUUUGAACAAACUGCACUGUCAAGAAAAUUUGGAUUUUCUCAUUGAUAUAUACCGGUAUGAGCACUUGUACAAUACAAAAACAUUUAGCGUGCCACCAGCAGAUGGCAACACAAAUAAAUUUGCACAAAAUGGCACACCACAGUUUGUCAAGAUUAGAUUACACGACCGCCCCAAACGAUCCUCAUUAACACUCCGCCAUGGCGGAACACCGUCAGUAACUUCAUUUGAAUCAUUUAGAGCAUCUUCGAGAACCUCAACCAGGGAAGAUUUACACGAUCCACAAACUGCAUUCGUCUCUACCAUUGAUGAUUUAAAUAUGAGUGAACCAUGGAAGGAAUUUGGACUGAGACAAAUAGACUGCUUAUCCGACUUUGACUCUGACUCUGAAGAAGAUGAAGAGCAUCCACACGGAAUUGAUGAUGAUGAUGAUGAUGAUGAUGCAGAAGAUUGCAUAUAUAUCAAGCAGGAGGAUUUGGAUAUGUUGAAAAUGGACUGGGACAUCAUUAUGAACACAUAUAUUAAGCACGACUCGCCUUUGCAGAUCAAUAUCUCACAAAAAUUAUUCAAGGAGAUUGUUGAAGAGAGCAGUAACCUCAACGUCAAAUUACAUAACCCAUUGAUCCUACUCAGGGCAAGAAAUGAAGUCUUGAGAAUGUUGAGAGAAAAUGCAUACUUUGAAUUUGUGUGCCACAAUAGAAGACAGCAACAAAUUGAACACAAGUUAAAGCAAGAACAAGAACAAAAGCAAGAACAAGAACAAAAGCAAGAGCAAGAAACGAUCAGCCCACACCAAAGCGGCCUCAAAGAACCAAGCGUUGAAAAUGCAUCAAGAAGCAAUGGUGUGACAAUCUCCAAAUCCACUUUACCUGAAAAAGCUCAAGCAUCCACUUUCCAACCACAACAGGAGCCUAGAGAGCCAAGUUCACUUCCUUCUUCUUUUUUUGGCAAGUUGUCUUCUUCCUAUAUUUUAAAAGGAAAUAAACAACACAGUAAUCAUUCAAGUAAUGGAAGUUCAACACCAGUAGGCAAAAACAUUUCCUUAAACGACCUGGAAUUGUCAUUUGCUUCGUUAUCAAGCUCUUUAGACAAACUCAAGAUCAAUACAAAUAUUUCUGCAAAUACAACUAAUUCUACAAACACAAAUCACAGUGAAGUAUCAUCCAGCUCAACCUCACUCAAUCCGCAUACAACUUUUGCAUCAUCAACCCCACAACAACAACAGCAACAACAACAGCAACAACCUACCACAAAUCAUAGAUCUCAUAAGACGCAUACAAAUCACCAUUUCUUUCAUCAUUCGUCAUCACUUAGAGGUAGACCAAGAAAAGAUAGUUUGACCAAUUCACCAAGAGUUAAGCCAUCAACACCAACCGCAACACCAUUAACAUCAGCUCCAGCAACUCCGGGAUCUACACCAAUGGAGCACAGUGGCUCCAAUAACGGCAUAUUACUGUACACUAGUGAUGCAAGAGCAUCUCACAAUAUUAGCCCCAUCUCCAUUGGCAGUGAGCGCAGCGUCGCAAGUAGUAUGACAGAGAAACUUAACGGGACGGGAAAUGUUAAUGGUAACGGAAGUGGCAGCCUGUCGCUUAGUUCAUCCUUAAAGUUUUGGAAAAAGAGAUCAUAA
Messenger RNA from Lodderomyces elongisporus, 2217 nucleotides. RefSeq lists its product as uncharacterized. NCBI's taxonomy places the organism in Eukaryota, Fungi, Ascomycota, Pichiomycetes, Serinales, Debaryomycetaceae. The record is from RefSeq and is a predicted model, not a curated record. The transcript has a single exon. Bases 1 to 2217 code for a protein of 738 amino acids.